AUGUCCUCCACAACGUCGUCGGGGUCCUCCCAGACUGCGAGCCCGAGCCCGAGUACUAGUAGCUCACCCAGCAUCUUCUCAGCAAGUGGCACGCCUGCCUUCAUUCUCGCCUUUCUUGCUAUCGGGCUCUUCGUUGGCGGCAUGCUCGCCAUGUUUGCGCUGCGUCGGCGACUCAUCAGCAGAGGUGUCCGGGCAUGGUUCUCGAGUGACCUUUCUGUGGACCCCGGAGCAGGUAAUGAACGAACGAAGCGGAAGAAGGAUUUCGGGAAACGUCCGGAGUUAUGGGAUAUCUACGCUCGAGAGAAAUGCGUGAAAGAUGGCAUGUGGAAGGAGGUAAUGCCCAUCUCGGCCAAGUUUAUACCCUCGUAUACCUCCGAGCAGCCGCAAGAAUUUCUUCCACCCGUUGAACAACAUAGAAAUCUGUGGCUUCCCCAGCGAUUAGAUGCGCUCAAAUUCUUCCAUCGCUCUCCGACUACAUCGGUUCCCCAGAUUGCUAUACCAUCGAGGCCAAGCCAUCUCGAGAUCACAGUUGCAGUCUCUAUGCCUAUCCACAAACAUUCCGAAUCCGAUCAGUUUGAUUUUACUUUUGGAUCGGCAAAAAUACCACUGAAAGAUGAAUUCAUGGAUUUCGCGAACGGACAGUUGGAAGGAAAGGAAGUUGAGGGUCAGUGA
Molecule: messenger RNA, 672 nt
Organism: Fibroporia radiculosa
Lineage: Eukaryota; Fungi; Basidiomycota; Agaricomycetes; Polyporales; Fibroporiaceae
Exons: 2
Coding region: 1-672 (223 amino acids)
Source: RefSeq, a predicted model, not a curated record